CACGAAUCCGCCAGUGACGCGACGCUAUAGUCUUUCACACCCGAUAAGCAUUAGAAGCGAAACAACGAAACAAUUGAAAAAAACGCAACCCGAGGUCGAGAAUCAAUGGCGUCUAAAGCUAUCUUCUCCAAAAUCCGCCGAUCUCUAACAACCGUCCCCCGCCGCCACCACUUAUCCACCUCCGCCGCGACGGCCUCCGAAUCCUACGCAAGCGAUGAACACGCGAUCGUGAUGAAAGGAGUUCGAAUCUCAGGCAGACCUCUCUACCUCGACAUGCAAUCAACGACUCCUCUCGAUCCCCGAGUCUUCGACGCGAUGAACGCCUCCUCCAUCCACGACUACGGCAAUCCACACUCCCGCACGCAUCUCUACGGCUGGGAAGCCGAGAACGCCGUGGAAGUCGCUCGAAUCCAGGUCGCGAAGCUCAUCGGCGCCUCUCCCAAAGAGAUCGUGUUCGUCUCCGGCGCCACGGAGGCGAACAACACCGUAGUCAAAGGAGUUAUGCAUUUCUACAAGGAUAAAAAGAGGCACGUGAUCACCACGCAGACUGAGCAUAAAUGUGUACUUGAUUCCUGCAGGCAUUUGCAGCAGGAAGGGUUCGAUGUGACUUACUUACCGGUUAAAACCGACGGUUUAGUUGAUUUAGAGAUGUUGAGGGAAGCGAUUAGACCGGAUACCGGUUUAGUUUCGGUUAUGGCUGUGAAUAAUGAGAUUGGUGUUGUGCAACCUAUGGAGGAGAUUGGAAGGAUUUGUAAGGAGUUUAAGAUUCCGUUUCAUACUGAUGCAGCUCAAGCUAUAGGGAAGAUAGAGGUGGAUGUUGAGAAGUGGAAUGUUAGUUUCAUGUCGAUGAGUGGGCACAAGAUCUAUGGACCUAAAGGUGUUGGUGCUAUGUACGUGAGGAGGAGGCCGAGGGUGAGGCUUGAGCCUUUGAUGAACGGUGGAGGGCAAGAGAGGGGGCUUAGGAGCGGGACGUUGGCGACGCAGCAGGUUGUUGGGUUUGGUGUUGCUUGUGAGUUGGCGAUGAAGGAGAUGGAGUAUGAUGAGAAGUGGGUUAAGAGGUUGCAGGAGAGGUUGUUGAAUGGGGUUAGAGAGAAGCUUGAUGGGGUUGUGGUGAAUGGUUCGAUGGAGAGUCGGUAUGCGGGGAAUUUGAAUCUGUCGUUUGCUUAUGUUGAAGGAGAGAGUCUUUUGAUGGGUUUGAAGGAAGUUGCGGUGUCUAGUGGAAGUGCUUGUACAAGUGCGAGUUUGGAGCCUUCGUAUGUGUUGAGAGCUUUGGGUGUGGAUGAGGACAUGGCUCAUACUUCGAUUAGGUUUGGGAUUGGUAGGUUUACUACGGAGGAGGAGAUUGAUAGAGCCGUGGAGCUUACGGUUAAACAAGUUGAGAAGUUGAGGGAGAUGAGUCCGCUUUAUGAGAUGGUUAAAGAAGGUAUUGAUAUCAAGAACAUACAGUGGUCUCAGCACUGAUUCAGCUCAAACCGUGAGGUGCAAGGGGGAAGCUCGGGUCUCCGGUUAUACGGGUUGAUGUGAUCCUGAGUUGUUACUAUGUUGUGUUGGUAAUUUAUCUAUGUUUGCUUUCAAGAUAGAUUCCAAGUGAGAGUGUCUUUUAAAUGGUUUUGUAAUAAGCAGAACGAACAAAACUUUUGAGUUUCUAUGUUGGACUUGCAGAAUAAGAAAAGCGAAAACGUUAGUAUAACAGUUUGGGCCUAGAAGCGAUAUAUUUUUUCUAGGCCCACUUAAAAAUUUUAGGCAAUUUUCGUGGGUCAAGUUGUUUAGUACCUCUGGUUUGAAUAAAUCCAUGUAAACUCUCAAUAUUAUCUAUCAUAA
Molecule: messenger RNA, 1821 nt
Organism: Eruca vesicaria subsp. sativa (arugula)
Lineage: Eukaryota; Viridiplantae; Streptophyta; Magnoliopsida; Brassicales; Brassicaceae
Source: the annotation of a GenBank genome assembly